GGAUACAGAUAGGCAAGUUUUGAGAUCGACAUUACUAAGAAGAAGAGAUUGAUACUACACUUUGCAUAAUCUAAGGGCCACCACUAAAUCCACAGCCCCUCUCAUAGUAUUAUCACGGUGAUGUUGGUCUGAUUCUAGCGAGAUCAGUACACAGAUUUGGAUAAGGAAUUUGAUCUUGAUUUUCACUUUGACCAUUGUAGUGGACUCUGCAGGCAAUGCAGCAUGUAUCUGGUAAGCAUAUAUUUUUCAACCUUUACUAGAUUAGUGAGUCAGUGGUCUGGCAAGAGAGCAACAGCAACAUGAUGACCCCGUCCCCCCUUACAGCUGACCCCUACCACCAUGGAAACGUCAGGAUGACCCUGGAGAAGUCUGACCUCUGGAAGUCCUUCCACAACCUAGCAACUGAGAUGAUAAUCACCAAACAUGGCCGGAGGAUGUUUCCUCACUGCAAAGUCAGUCUAUCUGGACUCCAACCCUAUGCCAACUAUGUCCUCAUGGUGGAUAUGGUUCCUGUGGACAACUUCAGAUACAGGUGGAAUAAGGGCCAGUGGGACAUGGCUGGGAAAGCCGAGCCCCAACUCCCGUGUCGGACGUACGUACAUCCGGACUCCCCCGCCCCGGGCUCCUACUGGAUGAAGCAAUCUGUGUCCUUCCUCAAGCUCAAACUCACCAACAAUACUCUGGACCAGCACGGCCAUAUCAUCCUGCACUCUAUGCAUCACUACAUCCCACGCUUCUCUGUGGUCCAGGCUGACAGUCUGUACAGUGUAUGCUGGGGACACUUCCAUUCCUUCUCCUUCCCUGAGACCUCCUUCACUGCAGUCACUGCCUACCAGAACACUAAGAUCGCUAAACUGAAGAUUGACCACAACCCCUUUGCUAAGGGAUUCAAAGGGGAACACACCCGUACUCAUAGCAAGAGGUGUCGAUCCAACAAGAGUCCUGGGAAUGCUACAAAGAAAGCCAAAGAAGACAACGAUCCAGGAAACCAAAGUCCUCCAGACCUCCAGACGCCAAAAUUAAACUGUGAGCUAGAAGAACAGAGGAUGACCCUAGGAGCCACAGAGAAUGUGGUUUUGGGUAAGGAGGAUCUCUUGUCCCCCUGGGCCUUGAAACAGGACCUGUCUCAGAGCCACAGCCUGCACACUGAAAUACUGGAGCUCCACGACCACAGUCAGGAAUACAGUACUGAGGAGCAGAUGGUGCCUGGCCCUGCAUCUAUGUCCUACCAACCAUGCAGAUCGGUUGAGAAUGGCAGACUUCUCUCUCCCUCCUCUAUAGCGGAGGAUGGUGAAUGCAGGCGCAGCUAUGAGUCUCACGUCCCAGAUGUAGCCACUGUCCCUGGACAGAAUAUUACCAGACCUGUCCUUGUCAGGGACAUGGGUCACCACCACCACACCUUGGCUCCAGCCAUGCCCCAGGACUACAGAGUGUCCCCGGUCCAUCUGCCCAUGUCCUCCAAAACCUACCCUGUGCAUUUGGGUUACAGUUACCCCCUCUAUGGCCACUACUCCACUGACCAGGGUAUGGGUCAGUGGGCUGAGUGUGGUACUGGACAGUACUCUGGACCAUACUUUCCUCACCACCGGCCCUUCCUCACCAGUCAAACGAUGACCACAGACCAGGGCACCCUCCCAACUCAGUUUUUAUCAUCAUCGCAACAUAGUGGCAGAGUGGAGCUGGAGCCAGAACUUCAGUUUGGACAAUCAAGCUGAUCUGACAAACAGAUCAGAAUAGCUGACUCAAACUCACAAAGCGAAGGAGCGGGCUUUCACAUUGUGAAGAAAGAUACUUGGGACAUUUCAGAAAAGUUUCAGAGAGGAAAAGUUGGUGAUAUUUGUGCAUGAGGUCCAAACAAAGAUAUCUUAAUGUGUGUUCUUUGAACUUGUUCUCUGCUAUGUGUGUCAAGAGGGGUGUGUGCCAUUUGCUGUUCCCAGUCUAGUCAGGCCUGCAGUCAAAUUCAGCUGAAAGAGCAGAAUGCUAUGUCAAUGCUAUAUACUGGACUUAAUGGGCUGAACCUGCUCUCCUACAGUGCUGGUGCUCCAUAUGAACUGCCUUUAAAUGUGUGUGGACGUUCAUGCUUGUAUGAUGCAUGUAAAGUAUGUGUGUUUGUGAUAAUUGAGAUCAGAAUAUAACCAAACCUACUGGGUACAGACGUCAGAUUAAUAUGUUUUGAUUUAGAUUUGGUUGAGUUGUCAACUAAAGUGAAUUCAAUGUGAAAUAAACAAAAUAUUUCACCAUGUCACUGGAUUUAGGUUAAAGAAAUGCGAAAUUCCCUUAUGUUGAUGACUUCCCCCCAAAUCCAAUCCGUUUCCACGUUGAUUCAGCAUCAUCACAUUGCAUUUUUGGUUUAAAUUAUGUGGGAACAAUGUUGAUUCAACUAGUUUUUGACCAGUGGGAAAUGAUGUCAUGAUAUUCCAAAAUAAAUACAAUUCAGAAUCAACUCAUAUUCCCAUAUAGAAACAUGAAUCUUUAUCAUACAUGUUGUGAAUAUUACAACUCUUUUCACACAAGCCAUAAGUGAUCCAAGGGAAGUCAAUGUUUCCCAGGAGACACUGCAGGAAGAAGAGAUACAGAGGGACGCAGAGGUCAGUCCUUCACUCCCACAGAAGGGAGUCAUUGUCAUAUGAUAGUUGGCAACGCAGAGUACAGACGGACAUAGAAGGGAACCAAGAUUAGUCUUUACCUCUGUAAAACCUAGACCUGACAAAAGAGAGCAAGGGGGAGAGAGAUGAUCAUAAGGCUGGCCGGGUUGUUAAGUCUGCCGCAAAUAUUUAACCAAGAGAGAGAGACCGUCUGCAACUAGCCGAUAGGGCUUCUGGGAGCACGUUCUACACAAGGCCAGGGUCAGUGGGCCUAACAUAAAGCUCCACGUCUCCUCGUCCUCCUACUGUAUAUACUGUGGAGAUGGUUGAAAUUACACCUGAGAGAAGAUGAGUAAGAUAGUGUUAGUUCAUUCAGGAAAUCUAAGUGGACAUGGAGUUUAUGGAAGUGGUCCAAAAAUGGAAUUGGAUCCCAACUCUCAAAAAGUGGUCAGACCUAUUUUAUAAUGUAAAGAGCUGCAAUGCAAUGAAUACAAUGU
This is a messenger RNA of Oncorhynchus keta (chum salmon), 3082 nucleotides long. RefSeq names its product T-box-containing protein TBX6L-like. Gene Ontology annotation, cellular component: nucleus. The record is from RefSeq and is a predicted model, not a curated record. NCBI's taxonomy places the organism in Eukaryota, Metazoa, Chordata, Actinopteri, Salmoniformes, Salmonidae. The transcript is spliced from 8 exons. Gene Ontology annotation, biological process: positive regulation of DNA-templated transcription; pattern specification process; regulation of transcription by RNA polymerase II. The coding region runs from base 300 to 1715 and encodes 471 amino acids. Gene Ontology annotation, molecular function: DNA-binding transcription factor activity, RNA polymerase II-specific; RNA polymerase II cis-regulatory region sequence-specific DNA binding.